Molecule: messenger RNA, 207 nt
Organism: Cladocopium goreaui
Lineage: Eukaryota; Dinophyceae; Suessiales; Symbiodiniaceae
Source: the annotation of a GenBank genome assembly
GUGCGGGUGAACCGUUGGAAGAACCGAGCCCUGCGGCGCUUGGUGCCCUUCAGUGGCAUGGAUGAAGAGCAGGAAGCCAUCUUCACAAGAAAGCUGGGUGUGGGCUUUCAGACCAUGUCCUUGAACCUCAAUGCGACCAUGCUCCCACAGCUCUUUGUGACGAUGGGCGCUGCAGAUAUGCCCUUGAUCCACGCCAAGCAUCAGAAG